GCGGUUCCACAGCCAUCGCAUUCAACCUGAUCGUCUUUUCCCUCCGUCCGCGCCCACCCGCCAUGUCCGUCUCCGCCUUCGUCUCCCUGGACCCCGCCGCCGCCCACCGCCAGCUCCUCCCCGCCGCGCGCCCCCGCCCGCCGGCGCCGCGCCUACGCCGGCUGGUGGUGCUCAGGGCCGCCUCCGUCUCUGCCGUCGCGGAGGAGUCCGCGGCCGCGCGGGGGCGGCUCGAGUGUCUCAGCCAGGUCGCCGGCGUGCUCGGCACGCAGUGGGGCGACGAGGGAAAGGGCAAGCUCGUCGACAUCCUCGCCCAACGCUUCGACGUCGUCGCCCGCUGCCAGGGAGGAGCUAAUGCUGGGCACACCAUAUAUAAUUCCGAGGGGAAGAAGUUCUCGCUGCACCUCGUUCCGUCGGGGAUCCUCAAUGAGAACACGCAGUGUGUGAUUGGUAACGGGGCGGUGGUUCACCUCCCUGGGUUCUUCAAAGAAAUCGACGGGCUGGAGUCCAAUGGAGUCUCAUGCAAGGGGAGAAUUCUGGUAUCAGACCGCGCCCAUCUUCUGUUUGAUUUUCAUCAAGUCGUCGAUGGACUUCGAGAGGUGGAGCUCGGGAAUUCCUUCAUAGGAACAACAAAGAGGGGGAUCGGACCGUGCUACUCGAACAAAGUCAUAAGGAACGGUCUCAGAGUCUCUGAUCUGCGGCAUAUGGACACCUUUGGUGCCAAGCUUAACACCCUGCUCAAAGACGCAGCGAUGCGCUUCAAAGGGUUUGAAUAUAGCAGCAAGACCCUCAAGGAGGAGGUCGAGAAGUACGAAAAGUUUGCGGAGCGUCUGGGACCUUACAUUACCGACACCGUGCAUUUCAUGAACGAGUCGAUCUUGCAGAAGAAGAAAAUAUUGGUUGAAGGUGGUCAGGCUACCAUGUUAGACAUUGACUUUGGUACAUAUCCAUUUGUUACUUCCUCAAGUCCUUCAGCGGGAGGAAUCUGUACUGGUCUCGGCAUUGCUCCAAGAACCCUCGGCGAUAUCAUUGGAGUGGUAAAAGCUUACACAACCAGGGUUGGAUCUGGCCCAUUCCCAACGGAGCUGUUGGGCAAGACCGGCGAUUUGCUCCGUGCAUCUGGAAUGGAGUUUGGGACCACAACAGGUCGGCCCAGGCGCUGUGGCUGGCUCGAUAUAGUCGCGCUCAGAUACUGCUGCCAAAUCAAUGGCUUCUCAUCCCUAAACCUGACAAAACUCGACGUGCUGACCGGGCUGAAGGAGAUCAAGCUGGGCACUUCAUAUUGCACCGAAGAUGGCAAAGCGAUCGAAUCGUUCCCGGCAGACCUCGACAUCUUGGAGCAAACGAAGGUCAAAUACGAGGCGCUGCCUGGGUGGGAGGAGGACAUUUCCUCGGUGCGGGACUACGACGAUCUCCCGGAGACCGCUCGUCUGUACGUGGAGAGGAUAGAAGAGUUGGUUGGUAUUCCUGUCCAUUACAUCGGUGUUGGACCUGGCCGGGAUGCCCUUAUAUACAAAUAGAGGAUUUUUUCAGACAUGUCUCUUAUUAUUUAUAAAAGAUCCGCAUUUGGGCAA
This is a messenger RNA of Hordeum vulgare subsp. vulgare (domesticated barley), 1571 nucleotides long. RefSeq names its product adenylosuccinate synthetase 2, chloroplastic. Gene Ontology annotation, biological process: 'de novo' AMP biosynthetic process; IMP metabolic process. The record is from RefSeq and is a predicted model, not a curated record. The transcript is spliced from 4 exons. Lineage: Eukaryota; Viridiplantae; Streptophyta; Magnoliopsida; Poales; Poaceae. Gene Ontology annotation, molecular function: GTP binding; adenylosuccinate synthase activity. Gene Ontology annotation, cellular component: cytoplasm. The coding region runs from base 63 to 1517 and encodes 484 amino acids.